Diospyros lotus (date-plum) is the source of this 1079-nucleotide messenger RNA. RefSeq names its product homeobox protein knotted-1-like 6. The transcript is spliced from 6 exons. The coding region runs from base 43 to 1023 and encodes 326 amino acids. Gene Ontology annotation, cellular component: nucleus. Gene Ontology annotation, molecular function: DNA binding. The record is from RefSeq and is a predicted model, not a curated record. Lineage: Eukaryota; Viridiplantae; Streptophyta; Magnoliopsida; Ericales; Ebenaceae. Gene Ontology annotation, biological process: regulation of DNA-templated transcription.
GCGCUCAAGUUUGGUCCUCGUUUCUUCUCGGAAUGCUCGUCAAUGGAUGACGAUGAAACGUACGGUCUCAGCUGCCCCGCCGCCGGUUACUCCGAUCACAGCUCUCCAUUACCUCUGCCGCCGGACCACCUCUUGUCACCGGCGAGUUACCUGCCGGCUCUCUGUGACGGUCCUCCAUUGCUCGGAUCGGAGCAAAUGUUCGCCGCUACUGCGACGGAACCCGGUGAUAUUGGAUGGGAAGAGGAUGCUCCUGGUGCAAUUCGAGCCAAAAUCCAAGCUCAUCCUCUAUGCCCUAAGAUGUUCCAAGCUUUCAUCGAUUGCCAGAAGGUGGGAGCCUCACCGGAGAUUGCGAAUCUGUUUGACGAAUUGUACCGAGAAAACAAUCCGUUUAGCGAAUCAACCGCAGUUUCAACUUGUUUGGGUGAUGAUCCUGAACUUGACGAGUUCAUGGGAACGUACUGCGACAUACUGAUGAAGUAUAAGUCCGAUCUGGAAAAGCAUUUCAACGAAGCAACAACGUUCUUGAACAGUAUCGAGUCGCAGCUGAGAAAUCUCUCUGCGGGCGCUUCCAAAAGCUAUGUUUCCGGUGACGUGCCGCGCCAACAAAGGCACACGCCUCUCCAAUCGGAUUCAGACGAGGCCAUGGAAUCAUCAGAGGAUGACGUUGGUGUAGGACAGACCUCCCAAAUAGGAGAAGAUCGAGAACUCAAGGAUAAGCUUUUUCACAGAUAUAGUGGUUGCGUAAGUUCCUUGAUGAAUGAAUUUUUAAAGAGGAAGAAAAAAGGAAAGCUACCUAGAGAAGCAAAGCAAAUUUUGCAUGAUUGGUGGACAACUCACUUCAAAUGGCCAUACCCAACGGAAGCAGACAAAGUUGCUCUAGCAAGGUCGACAGGCUUAGACCAAAAACAGAUAGACAAUUGGUUCAUAAACCAGAGAAAACGACAUUGGAGACAAUCGUCAGGGAACAUGCAAUUUGCUAUUAUGGAUAGCCUUUAUGGGUCAUUUCACAUUACUGAUCAUUGAGGUGGACUUUCUUUCGUUGCCUACUUUGUUCUUGUAUGGACUCAAACAUGGAUUAU